Molecule: messenger RNA, 1221 nt
Organism: Clonostachys rhizophaga
Lineage: Eukaryota; Fungi; Ascomycota; Sordariomycetes; Hypocreales; Bionectriaceae
Source: the annotation of a GenBank genome assembly
AUGCCACCCAAGGGGAGAAGAGGACCGUCCGGUCCCUGGGGCAGACUCAAGCCCGUGGUGCAAGACCCCCUCGAGAGCAUAGGACUACCCUCGAAAGGCGACAACCGGCUGCUUGAGUUCGGCACACAGGAGAAAUACUACACCAAGAUCAUGGAGCGGUACAUGGGCUUCUGCUCAGAUGCGGGGAAGCCAGACGAGCUGCUACGGAGGUUCUCCGCCCUCGAGAUCGGCGAGAGUGCCGGGCCGUCCGCUUCGCCUACCUCAACAGCCUCCACUGCUUCAUCAGGAGCGCCGCCGUCACCUUCGCUGAGUCUGCUGCAGAGCCCGGCGAACACAAAGGGCCUGUCGGAUGUCAUGAUGGCGCUGAGGAAGCUGAGGGAGGGCAUCGUGGCGUCGAAGCGCGUCGACGACUUCGCCGUGCAGGCUUACCUGUUCUGCGUCCGCCUCUCCGUUCUGGUGAAGCACCCGGAAUCCUACCACCCGGCCAUCCUGUAUCUGCUCCGCGCCCUGCACCCGCAGCAGCCCUUAACCUCCGUCGAGCUGCAGGAGGUGGUGGCGUACCUGGUAUUAGACGCCGCGUGCCGGAGAGGCCAGAUGUCGGAGGCGUACUCGAUCCGGCGCGAGUACAGGCUACGGGACGCCAAGGUCGACGCGGUGCUGGACGCGCUGGCGCACGACAACUACGUGCGCUUCCGGAGGCUGAAGCAGAGCGUGGACGGGCACAGGGCGCGGAUCAUGGACUGGGCGGAGGGGGAGGUGCGGAUGCAGACGCUCAAGGCGCUGGGGCGGGCGUAUCUCUCGAUAGACCUCGGGUUCCUGGAGAGCGUGACGGGUGCAAAGUGGGAUGACUUGAAGAGUAAUGACGGCGUGGGCUGGGAGCUGGAGGGGAACAAGGUGGUCAUCAAGAAGAUCAGGGCCAGUACUCACACUGUCGUGGCAACGAAGCUGGCUUCCUUCCGUGUUUCCCUCACCUACGGCGAAUCAGAGCGCAUGCAGUGCAGGUUAGGCUCUAAACCUCGCGACCAGCGCCUCGUCAGUAGGAACAGCGCGGCGUUUCUGGGCGGCGAAAAGUUGCUCCAGUUACCAGAGGUACUCGGUCACUCCUUCUACACCUGCCCCGAAAUCAACAACGGACUCGACGAUGAGCCGUACCAAACACCAGACCUGUUACCCUUCAAGCAAAUCCCCUCCUCCACCCUCCCGAACCUAUACAUCACAUAG